UUAUUAUUUCCUUCUUUUUUUCCUCCCUCUCUUCUUUUCAGUUUUGAAGAAAAAAAACCUGUGUAUUUAUCAACAUAACCGCCAUUAAAGAAGGGGUGUUCCUGGUCUAUUUUGCAUAAAAUUAUACGAUAUGGCGGACAACAACAACAACAACGACAGCGCCACUCAGUUGGAUAUCACAGUUGCCAACCAACAAGCCUAUUAUCAACCAGGACAGCAGAUCAGGGGCAAUGUCUCUGUCAACACAGCAGGUGGCAAGUCAUUAACAUUUGCGGCAUUACGACUCGUCUGGACUGGUCGCAUUGUCGCUCAGCUCGCGGGCCAGUUUGACCGUAAAGAGUACUUUAACGAGGUGUUUCAUCUCGAUCCCAAUAGCGAUGCUUUUGUUCACUCGUCUGAAUUGUCGACGCCCGGAACUCUGAUACAAGUCGACGGCCGGGCCACUUUUUCUUUUCAAAUCACUUUGCCAAACGAUCGUCCGCUACCUAGCAGUUUUGAGAUCAAUGAUACAGUGAUGGGUGCCACGUCCAACGUCGAGUAUGUAGUUGAAGUAGCAUUGGAUCAUCAAACGUUCGAUCCAAUGCCCAUUAAAGCGCGUGCAGCUGUGCCGGUUAUGGCUACUAGUACUAUCUCCGGAAACGACGAUCCAUCCCAACAGCAGCAACAGACCAGUGAAAAAACAUACUUGUCGACCGUACUUCAAGAUCGUGCCGAGUACAGAACUGCUGCCCGUAUCACUGUUCCAUUCAAAGUUUCUCCACGAGGUGCUACGAUACCAGUAGUGGCUCAUGUAUGGCAUGACUGUAAGUACACUCGUAGAAACGGCAUUUCUUUGUCGCUUGUGCGAAUGUGUAAGAUCCAAUGUGGUGAACGGACGGAAACCUUGACAAAGGAGUUAUCGACGGUGACACGCGAUCUGGAUUUGGCAUUGCGAACUGGCUAUUCAGUCCAAACAUUGACUGAGACACUGCAAAUCCCAUAUGAUUGUGUGCCAUCCAUUACAGAAGAGCAGGGCGAGCUUGCGUCGGUCGAGUACAGUGUGUUUCUUUCCGUUCACGCCCAUCCAAGCGCCUUGUAUACUGAACUCCCAUCCGACAACAACACAUCGGCUAUGCAGUAUAUGCUAGUCGGGAUCCCAAUGCACAUCGAUACGCAACAACGACAACCCCAACAGCAGCAGCAGCAGCCAUCACCACCAGAACAACAACGAGUACAGGAGCCACGCUAUGAAUCGAGCAAAAUCGCGCGAGGAGAAACCUCUCGCUUUACAGCUAUCACAACCCCAACCAAAGAUAACAACAAAAAAAUGACGGACCGUAUGAAAGGCAUGUUCCGUCGCCGAUCGAAGAUGGAUCCUGUUGCAGGUGUGCCAGUGCUUAGUAAUAAUAACGAAAGCAGCAUCAGUGUCGGCAGCAGCAGCAAAGGUGGCAGCUCCUUGCGCCAGGUCAUGUCAUCGUUCCGGCCACGGAAUAACAGCAACAACAGCAAUAGUAAUACCAUCAACAGUAAUGGUGCGAAACCACAAAGCUCGGCAUCGUCGGUUAACUCUGGUCAGAUGCCUUCAACUACCAUCCAAACAUCACCAGCACAGUCGGCUAAUUCAUCCAUUACGGAUGUAUCCAAGAACCUGCCUCAGCCUCAACCUCAGCCACAGCAGCUACAGUCGGCAUCCUCCAGCCAUUCUCCUCCUCCGCCACCUGUUGCUGUGCCACCUUCAAGUCCAACACCAUCGUCAGCGGCAAUCCCGCCACCUCCAUCUUACGUAGAAUCAAAACCAGCCCCAGAAACUGCUCCAUCACCUUCCUCUAUUACUGCGUCACCGAUGUCCCCACUACCGCCUGCAAUUGUACGCGCCAUGUCCACUCAUGAAAAACCAUUACCCACGAUCAACUCUGUGCCUUUGCCCGUAGUAUCCAAAGCACGCGACCCAAUCCCUGGCCUAGAAGGCGGCGGGGUGUACACUUUUCAUAUCUUUCCCGAUUCAGAUGAAGAAGAUGAUGAGGAGCAAAAAACUCCUACCAGUGCUUCAACCAAAGUAAAUGGUGGGAGUGAUGAGGUGACAACAACGCCGGAUAGCAACAUCCAGUACUUUGACAUGUUUCCCGAUUCAGAUGAUAACGAUGCAGACCGCGCAACUGAAAAACGAGCUGUACGUGAAAAGUUAACGACGCUCUAUCCGGAUGCGGGAAAUAAGCUGGAUCAGGUCAGUGAAAGUGAAUCUGACCAUGAUGACUCGGAUGAAGACGAGAAUGACUUGCUAUCUGUGAUGGCAAGACGAGAACGACGUAUUGAACGUGCUAAAGUACGGUCGCAUUAAACAAACAUCACCUCCUACCUUCCUAUAUCAUAUUCCCCAACCUGAUUACUCCCCCUCUACUCUAUUCAUAUAUCUUUGAUCUAUAUCAUUUACUUUUACGUUUUCUGGACUUUUUACUUCAUGCAUCCUAGCAUAAUAUAUGUACUUUUGCUCAACAGCCGAAUGUCAUUUGAUGCUGUUUGGAAAAUAUGCUGGUACCUGAUGCUUAAUCUAUUUUCAUUGGCUAAAACACUCCCC
Messenger RNA from Zychaea mexicana, 2554 nucleotides. RefSeq lists its product as uncharacterized. Gene Ontology annotation, cellular component: cytoplasm. The transcript has 3 exons. Gene Ontology annotation, biological process: protein transport. The coding region runs from base 131 to 2317 and encodes 728 amino acids. NCBI's taxonomy places the organism in Eukaryota, Fungi, Mucoromycota, Mucoromycetes, Mucorales, Lichtheimiaceae. The record is from RefSeq and is a predicted model, not a curated record.